Molecule: messenger RNA, 1047 nt
Organism: Colletotrichum tamarilloi
Lineage: Eukaryota; Fungi; Ascomycota; Sordariomycetes; Glomerellales; Glomerellaceae
Product: 2OG-Fe(II)oxygenase superfamily protein
Exons: 5
Coding region: 1-1047 (348 amino acids)
Molecular function (GO): 2-oxoglutarate-dependent dioxygenase activity
Source: RefSeq, a predicted model, not a curated record
AUGGCGCCAAAGGCUAAUAUUCCAAUUAUUGACAUUGCUGCGGAGGGUGUCGACAGGACCGCCAUUGCGCGCCAACUUGUCGAUGCCGCCGUCGAACAUGGCUUCAUUUAUAUCCGCAACACGGGCAAGUACAUUGCGCUAAGCGACCAAGAGUCGGCAUUUGAUCUGUCCAAAAAGUUAUUCAAGGCACCGGUCGAGGAGAAGGCCGCCUGCACCAUCCAGAAGAACAACCGCGGCUGGUCUGGUAUGCACUCUGAGACUCUCGACCCCAAGAACCAAAAGGUUGGUGAUUACAAGGAGGCCUUCAACUUUGGCGAGUUCAAGGAUGGCAAGGCCCAGCAACCUCUGCCUCCCAUCAUUCAAUCAGAUGAGCCCUUCCUGAACUCGUUCAGAGAUCAGUGCCAUACCCUCUGCCUGGAACUCCUCGAGCUUCUCGGCAUUGGCCUCGAUGUCAACCCCACAGACUUCUUCUCGUCCGCCCACCUCCGCUCAAAGGGCGACUCGGGCACAAUCCUCCGCAUGCUCUACUAUCCGCCCACCUCAGCCACCUCCUCCAACCCAGACGACGUCCGCGCCGGAGCCCACUCCGACUACGGCUCCGUCACCCUUCUCUUCCGCCUCCGCGGCCAGGCGGGGCUCGAGAUCCUCACCCGCGAGAACACCUGGGCCCCCGUCCCCGUCACGCCGCCCGGCACCGAAGCCGACCCCUUGCCUCCCAUCCUCAUCAACAUCGGCGACCUCCUCAGCUACUGGACCAACGGCCUGUUCCGGAGCACCGUCCACCGCGUCGUGUUUGGCGGGGAGGGCGCCGAGGGCGAGACGGACACCGGGCCGAGGUACUCCAUGGCCUUCUUCUGUCACCCCGUGGGCUCCGUGGCGUUGGAUCCCGUGCCGAGCGAUAGGGUGAAGGAGUUUGUCGCGCCCGAGGGGACGCCGAACGCGAAUCCCUACGCGGAGCGCAAGGUCAUGACUGCUGAUGAUCAUUUGUUCAUGAGGCUGAGGGAGAGUUAUAAGGGACUGUACAAGGAGGAGGAGACCAAGGCAUGA